Messenger RNA from Perca fluviatilis (European perch), 3050 nucleotides. RefSeq names its product v-akt murine thymoma viral oncogene homolog 3a (gene akt3a). The record is from RefSeq and is a predicted model, not a curated record. The transcript has 14 exons. Bases 645 to 2084 code for a protein of 479 amino acids. Gene Ontology annotation, molecular function: protein serine/threonine kinase activity; ATP binding. NCBI's taxonomy places the organism in Eukaryota, Metazoa, Chordata, Actinopteri, Perciformes, Percidae. Gene Ontology annotation, biological process: protein phosphorylation.
UCACGAGUUUUCCUGAAAAUCAACAGUGCAACGUCCGUUGGCUGCGGUUAACGGUAGCUUUCGUUGCCUUUUUGAAAAUCCGUGUGAUGUGUAGUUUUAUUAUUUCUGCCCGGCUCGUAACGUUGACAAAGGACGGUUGACUUGCUAGCACUCUGACGGUUUACCUUGCAGUUCCGUUACUCAAUAAGAAGGGAUGAAAAAAAAAUAACCCCUGCGGUUUAUGAACAGCAGGUGCACGGGAAUACCACAGCACCUGCCGCCGCUACAGGCUGAGUCACUGCUGGUAAGGAGGAAGGUCUGGAGAGGGAACGAGAGAGGAGGAGGUGGAGGAGGAGGGGGAGAAGAAGAAGAAGAAGAAGGGAGGGAGGCAGGGAGAUAAGCCACAACAGGAAGCAAAACGACACACGCGUGCACACACACACUGCGUGUUUGUGUGUGUGUCUGAGAGGGAGACUGCGCGAACGAGAGGGUGAACGGGAAAGGAAGGGAGGGAGAGUGACGCGGAGGCUGGGAGAGCCGGCCCCCCCCUCCUCCUCUCCUCCUCCUCUCCCUCUCUUUCUCUCCUCUCCUCCUCUCCUCCCCUCCUCCCUCUCUCUCUCUGUGGAGCAGGCGUGUAGCGGCAUCAGACUCGGCGUGAAGGAACCAUGAGCGAUGUCACCAUCGUUAGAGAGGGAUGGCUCCAGAAACGGGGUGAAUACAUAAAGAACUGGCGGCCGCGUUACUUUCUGCUGAAGACAGACGGCUCCUUUAUCGGCUACAAAGAGAAACCUCAAGACGCAGACCUGCCCUACCCCCUAAAUAACUUCUCUGUAGCAAAAUGUCAACUGAUGAAGACGGAGAGGCCGAAGCCAAACACCUUCAUCAUACGAUGCCUCCAGUGGACCACCGUCAUCGAGAGGACCUUCCACGUGGACUCUCCUGAUGAGAGAGAUGAGUGGACAGAGGCCAUCCAGAUGGUGGCCGACAAGCUGCAGAGACAAGAGGAAGAAAGGAUCCAGUGCAGCCCCACCUCCAACAUCGACAACAUGGUCGAGGAGGAGAUGGACAUCUCCACCACACACCACAAACGCAAGACAAUGAGUGACUUUGACUACUUGAAGCUGCUGGGAAAGGGAACCUUUGGUAAAGUGAUUCUUGUCCGAGAAAAGGCCAGCGGGAAAUACUACGCCAUGAAAAUCCUUAAAAAAGAAGUCAUCAUAGCCAAGGAUGAAGUGGCUCACACACUCACAGAGAGCAGAGUACUAAAAAACACCAGGCACCCCUUUCUCACUUCAUUAAAGUAUUCAUUCCAGACUAAAGACCGGCUCUGUUUCGUCAUGGAGUAUGUAAACGGAGGAGAGCUGUUUUUCCAUUUGUCCAGAGAGCGGGUGUUCUCAGAGGAGCGCACGCGCUUCUAUGGCGCCGAGAUUGUCUCGGCUCUUGACUACCUGCAUUCAGCCAAGAUUGUGUACCGGGACCUCAAGUUGGAAAACCUGAUGCUGGAUAAAGAUGGCCAUAUCAAGAUCACCGAUUUCGGCCUCUGCAAGGAGGGCAUCACAGACGCUGCUACCAUGAAGACCUUCUGUGGCACGCCCGAGUACCUCGCACCUGAGGUCCUGGAGGACAAUGACUACGGUCGUGCCGUGGACUGGUGGGGUUUGGGUGUGGUGACAUACGAGAUGAUGUGCGGCCGACUGCCGUUCUACAACCAGGACCACGAGAAGUUGUUUGAGCUCAUCCUCAUGGAGGACAUCAAGUUCCCGCGCACUCUGUCUUCCGACGCCAAGUCCCUGCUGUCGGGCCUGCUCAUCAAAGACCCCAACAAACGGCUUGGUGGAGGACCAGAUGAUGCUAAAGAAAUAAUGAGACACAGUUUCUUCUCUGGCGUUGACUGGCAGGAUGUCUAUGAUAAAAAGAUGGUCCCUCCCUUCAAGCCUCAGGUGACGUCGGAGACAGACACCAGAUACUUUGACGAGGAGUUCACAGCCCAGACCAUCACAAUCACUCCACCAGAGAAAUUUGACGAGGAUGGGAUGGACUGUCUGGACAACGAGAGAAGACCGCACUUCCCACAGUUCUCCUACUCUGCCAGUGGGCGGGAAUGAACUGUCCAUCACGGUGACAUCAUUACAGCUGGUCUCUGAGGUCAUCAGUGUGGGACAAAAGACCCACAGCUUUGGACUGACCCAGAAAGACUUGAAGGAUUUUGCCCUUCUCCUCCUCCUCCUCUCUUUUUCACCUCUGCAGUCUGCUUCUCUAUUUUAUUUUUAUUUUUGUGAAUUCCGUUUUAGAGAGAACUUCCAGUCAAAAUUACUUUCUAAUCCUGCACUGCAACCCUAGGUGAUCCGAACUGUGAUGUGAUCAGUUACUAUGUAAUGUCCCUUUAACGACAGGAGCAUCACCGGUGCCCUGCUGUGCUUUGACAUGUGUCGGUCCUGCCAAACUCUAAAAGAACAAAUAUGUCUGAUGAAGUUAGACAACAGCUGAUGCAUUUUUUAAGGAGACAUAGUUAUGGCUUCUUAUCUAUAAGAUGAAGAUAUAGCAUUUUAAGUCAUUCAAACCUAAACUGCCAUUACCGGUUCGAUCUCAGGCUUUUGCAAACACAGAUACUCUCAGACUCUGAGUCACUCGGGUCUGAUUUCAAAUCCUCACCUAAAUAAUUCUGGGAUUGACUGAGGCUGCCUGGCAUUGAGGGAGCAGUUGUCAUCAGCGAGCAUAAUCCUACAGCUUAUGUUGUCGAGCAGGAUUUGACUCAGGUUUGGCUCAGUGCAAUUCAUUAUUGUUGUUGCUGCUAUUUCAACUACUACCACAACUACUACAGGUUCUACUCCUCUUACUACUACUAUACUGCUACUACUAAAACCCGGUGCUACACUACUAGCUUAAUGCUGCAGAUCAUUUAACAGGCGCCAGCAACGCAUCAAUCACCUGCAUUACCAUCUAUGUAUCUUGUACAGCUGCAGAACAGGUGUUGCUAGUACUUCUAAUGUAAAGCUAUUGCACAUCAACUCUGUAGAUUAAAGUGAUGGUUCGGAGUAAUUUCACCCUAGGGUCCUUUGCACCAUGACCUC